Molecule: messenger RNA, 810 nt
Organism: Effrenium voratum
Lineage: Eukaryota; Dinophyceae; Suessiales; Symbiodiniaceae
Source: the annotation of a GenBank genome assembly
AUGGAGGAUGCAGAGGUCGAAGUCUUCGGGGAUGAGGGUGACCUGGAUGCCUGCGCAGAGGCUCUUGACCAGCAGCGGAGACAGUUCGAGAUUGAGGGAAAAUAUGAGGAUGCGGAGCAGGUGAAGAUGCGCCUGGAGCUGCUACAGGAGAAGGCUGAUGCCAAGCGCAAAGAGGCCUUGCGGCAGCGACAUUUGGCGCAACGCCUCGGAGUAGAGGAGGCGCACAUGAAGGAGCUGCAGGAGUUCAACCAACACUGGGAUCAGAAGGUUGCAGAGUUUGAAGCUCACGCAGCGAGUCUGCAAGCCCAGCUGCAAGAGAGGCACAACCAGGAGUUUGCCGAUGCGCGGAAGAAGUUCGAGACGGAGACCGAGCCUCGAAAUCCACGCUUCAGCAAGGAUCUUCUGAACUUGAGGAAGAUUCAGGAUACCCUUGCCAAAAUGAAGAAGUAUUCCGAGGCUUCCAAGACCAAACAGCAGGCGGACCUCCUGGAGGCCAAAGAAAGAGAAGCCUGGGGCGCCAAGCGCGAGACCAAGAUCCGCAGUUUGGAGGAGCAGUUUUUGCACAAGCAAUCCUUGGAGAUGACGGGCCUGACAAAGCGCAUUGUGUCCGGACGCGAGGAGCAGAAGCAAGCACGAAAGCUGGAGUUGCAGCGAUUGCUGCAGCGUUACCACAACGUGAAGGGGCAGUUGGAGUCGCAGCAAAAGAUCGAGACUUGGCGAAACGAAAAGGCAACCCCGCGUGGACGGCAGCCUUCUGGUGGACUCUCUGGCUACGGCUCCGGCUCCUUGUCUGGCUACGCUCGACGAUGA